GAGCAGUGUCUUGAAAAACGACAUCGUUAGCAUUUAAACACCGACUGAGUCGCUUUUUAGUCGAGAACGAAGGAGAGUGGUGCUAGCGUGGUGGUUCGGGAAUCCAAAGAUGUCUCUUGUGGACUACGCAUCUUCCUCGGACGACGACGACGAACCGGCGGCCGGAGAGGAACGCCGUGAGCAGCCUCCAUCGCCACCACUAAAACACGAACCGCUUCUACCUCCUAAUCCCCAGGCAUCUCGAUCAUCGACGAAUCAAGGUUCAGAUUCAUCUCCGGCUAGCAUUGAGAAACUUCCUGAUGCUUCACUGCUUCUGAAUUCCCCCUCCAUUCCCGUGGUGAGUGGUAGCGAUCAUGCCUCUCGAGUUGCGGCUGCUCUGGCGGAAAGUGCGUCACGGAAGAGAGACUCAAAUGGGUUGCAGUCGAAUCUUCUUCCUCGGCCGAAACUUCCAAGAGGUGCUUUACCUCAUAGCAAGGGCAUUCCAGACACUGUUGGUGGCAUGCUGGUGCCACCACAGCUUAGUGGAAGGAGCAACGUGGUAACGGAGGAUAUCAGCAAGCUGUUUGUAGGAAGACAUGCAGAUUCACAACCCAGAACAACUGAAAACUAGUGUUGGUUUAUUCUCCUUUAACAUUGCCACUUUUCUUAGGCUUAAAUUAUGCCUAAGUCUUGAGGAUUUUCCUUCUGUAUAAAAAGAAUACUUUUGUACACUCAUGAAACUGUAGUUUGCCUGAAGGCAUGUAGUCUUCUUAUUGGCAAAGAGAAUUAUUGCUGAAUCCAUGAGUAACAUUGUUCUGUUCUGUUCUAUCUAAUGCCCACUUCUCCUGUCUCUCCUUCCCUUGUACCUUCAUUGCCCUUUAUUGUCUUUCGCCACAUCUGGCAUUGAAUCCAUAAUAAUAGGUCUUUGGAUGG
Molecule: messenger RNA, 912 nt
Organism: Rubroshorea leprosula
Lineage: Eukaryota; Viridiplantae; Streptophyta; Magnoliopsida; Malvales; Dipterocarpaceae
Source: the annotation of a GenBank genome assembly